AUGGAUCCAGCUAUUCUGCGCUUGCUCAACGUCCUGAGCCGGCAGGUCCGAGGCAAAACAGGAGCGACGCCGAAAGAAUAUUUCGAGCUGUGUCGAUGCCAUCCGGAAGACCUCUCUCGGCCCACGGAAGGCAUUUCAGCCAAGGACCUCUUGGUAACUGCAAGCCAGCGUUGUUUGAUGUGUCAAGUAGUCCAACGAGGCUUGGAAACAGCUCUUGGCACCGCAAUCGACGAGGAGUACAAUAUCAAGUACAAGCUGAAGGAAAAAUUUGGUCUAAAAAUCCAUUAUAUGCUCAAGGGUGACUGGAAUACGCGGAAAACAUACCAGGUGUACGCCGCUCAAGAUACGGUCAGACUGUCAGAUAUUUCAGAAGAAAUUCCAUCGGGGCAUGAUAUCCAUAUACACCCGCUCGAGAGCGCAUGUAUUGCGCGUAUCAAAGCGACCUUGGAGCAAUGCCGGGAAAACCAUCCUCAUUGCCGGUCUGACCUCAUCUCUGCGCUCCCAACUCGCGUUCUGUACGUGGGCGACCAAAAGAAGCCGCCGUAUCUUCUUUGCACCAAGGACGAGGCCGCAGGCUAUGUAGCACUGAGCCACUGUUGGGGCUCUGCGCAGACAUUGACGACGACAACCGCAACACUAGAGGAACGGCAAAACGGGAUCGACUGGCAGGCUCUGCCGAAAACAUUUCAAGAUGCCAUUCGAGUUACUCGAGAACUAGGCUUCGACUAUAUUUGGAUCGAUUCACUUUGUAUCCUGCAAGAUAGCCUUCAGGACUGGGAGAAGGAGGCUGCUAAGAUGGGUAGCAUUUACGAACAGGCGGUGCUGACUAUUGCUGCUUCUGUGGCCGACACCGACGAAGCAGGAUUCCUGCAGAACCGAAGUGAACAUCUAAGCACGUCAUACACGAUCCAUCAUCCGAAGCUAGAGAACGGUACAGGUGAGUUUCGCGUUCGCGAACACCUACCAUGGCACAGAAGGCAUGACAUAGCAUCGAAUAUCCGAGAUGCAUGGCGUUCAACCAUCCUCGGACCGGCGGCCCCAAUGGAGCCUUUAGACCACCGAGCUUGGACUUUCCAGGAGCGACUUGUGUCACGGAGAUUGUUGUCUUUCUGCGGAAAAGAGUAUGAAUGGGACUGCUUGAGGGGGACUAAUUGUGAAUGUGGCGGGCGGCGAAGAGACUUCAAUUUGGAAGGAUGGGACGCCAGAAACGGAAGUACACGACAAGUCUAUCAAUCGUUGCUGCAGGAACACCUUGGGGGCCCGGACGCCUUCCUCAAAGGACGUGACUCGAAAGAGUUGAGUAUGGAGCUGGUCAUGAGGUUCAAUGCUCUGAAAAGCGGGAAUGCAAUGCCCUGUGGCCGUUGUCCAGACUGCACAAAGCCUCGGAAGCUUACGGCGGAUGAGAAGCGUGAACGAGCAUACACUCUAUGGCGAACACAUUUAAUCCCUGCUUACUCUCAGCUGAAACUAACAAAGGAGAUGGACCGCUUACCAGCGCUGCAAGCAGUCGCUCGAGGCCUCCAUUCUCUGUGUGGAGAGUACAUCGCGGGGAUGUGGAAAGCUGAUCUACCGGUAGCCAUGGCAUGGACAUCCGGGGCUUACGGCUCAAAUGGGCCCCAGCCAGGACGCCCAGUGGAUGAUCGGGCACCUUCGUGGAGUUGGGCAUCAAUCGAGGGCGCGGUCGACCAUUGCAUCAACUUUGAAGAUGAGUUCAAGGCCGUGUGCGACCUUGGUGUGGUCUCAUGGCCUGAGAACUGCGACGGCUUCUCGAAUGUUGACUUUGCUAUUGCUGGUCUGCGCGGCUAUCUUCUUCCCGCGACUCUCGACGUGCGCAAGCUCGCGGCGACGGGGGAGGAGGACCUGGCGCAGAAUAGCUCGUUCGAGUAUACGUGCACUAUUGCAGAACAGCGUUUCACCAUGUACCCAGACUCAGUGCUUGAGAGGGUAGAAGGUGCAGUCGAAAGGUCAACCACGGGCAAGCAGGAGGAGUUUUCGUGCCCUGUCACGGUUCUUGCCUCUGUUGUCAUUCGAGUGAAGAGCUCGAACAUCCUAGAGGAUGACGAUGGCGACGACGAUUUGCUCAACAUGGCAAGCGAACGACGGCUGGUGUUCUUGGUCCUGAACCGAUACAACGACAGCGAAAGCCGGAUGCUGCCUUAUAAACGCAUUGGCAUCCUUCCGUAUGUCAGUUCCAGGCUAUUGCCGGAAGAGUGGUUCGAACACUGGCAGCCAAGCAUAUUCGUGCUUGCUUGA
This is a messenger RNA of Fonsecaea multimorphosa CBS 102226, 2253 nucleotides long. RefSeq lists its product as uncharacterized. The transcript has 3 exons. The record is from RefSeq and is a predicted model, not a curated record. NCBI's taxonomy places the organism in Eukaryota, Fungi, Ascomycota, Eurotiomycetes, Chaetothyriales, Herpotrichiellaceae. The coding region runs from base 1 to 2253 and encodes 750 amino acids.